This is a messenger RNA of Drosophila nasuta, 516 nucleotides long. RefSeq names its product heparan sulfate 2-O-sulfotransferase pipe-like. The record is from RefSeq and is a predicted model, not a curated record. The transcript has a single exon. Lineage: Eukaryota; Metazoa; Arthropoda; Insecta; Diptera; Drosophilidae. Gene Ontology annotation, cellular component: membrane. Bases 1 to 516 code for a protein of 171 amino acids. Gene Ontology annotation, molecular function: sulfotransferase activity.
AUGGAUCGCAUUUUCUUUACACGCUGCGCUAAAGUUGGCAGCGAAUCUUUGAUACAAUUCAUGGAGUACCUACAGCAUGUCAACGAUUUUGACGUCGAUCACACGGGAUUGAAACAGCCAGCGAAACGUCAACUUUUGCCCAGAGGUCAAGCCAGAAAGGCGCGAUAUAUUUAUGACCAACCAUCGGGCACAGCUUACAUCGAGCACACCUCUUGGAUUGACUUCAAUCACUUUAAUAUGCCUAAACCAAUCUACAUCAAUCUCGUACGCGAUCCCGUCGAGCGUGUGAUCAGCUGGUAUUAUUACGUUCGCAACUCCUAUCGAAAUGCCAUCUUCUAUCGCAAGAAUCCCACGGCAGAGAUUCAACCAGCCGCCUGGUUCAAGAAGAACUACAACGACUGCGUUCGCAGUGGCGAUCCCGAGUGUCAAUAUAUUCCCAUGACUGUCAAGGAUGUUGUGGGUAACUUUAAGCGACAGACGCUCUUCUUCUGUGGCCACCAUGAGGAUUGUCUGUGA